AUGCAGUUCUUCAAGAUCUUCAUUUACAAUGUCUUGUGCCUUUCCCUGGCACUAGCAGGUGUCAUCGACGACCGCAGCUCCCGGAGUAUUACCAGUGAUACCGAGAACCAGGAACUGAAAAGAACCGUUCCUGAGCUAGUCAUCAUUACCCCAAAUAACAACGAAAGACUGCCUGACUCGACUGGUAACACCGAAAGAGCCAAUUUCGACAAUGUCGCUGCCAGAGACGAAGACACGCAAGGUGGCAACUCCAACUCGCCACGUAACGCUCAACCACAAAUGACGGACGUCAAGAUUCAUGAAGCGGCCCUCAACCUCACCGAAAGGGAUGAUCCUCCACAAAUGUCUGACGAUCUUGCGAAUUGCGUCAGCUGCGUGUGGGUGUGUAAAACCGCCGCCACGAAUAUCCUAUUACCUGAAGAAAAGCUUUUCCACAUGUGA
Colletotrichum phormii is the source of this 441-nucleotide messenger RNA. RefSeq lists its product as uncharacterized. The transcript has 3 exons. The coding region runs from base 1 to 441 and encodes 146 amino acids. Lineage: Eukaryota; Fungi; Ascomycota; Sordariomycetes; Glomerellales; Glomerellaceae. The record is from RefSeq and is a predicted model, not a curated record.